GAUUAAGAUUGUAUAAACUCUCUUUUUAAUUGACUGAAAGCGCCUUUGAAAAACGAAAUAAAAACUCAAUUCAGGAGACUCUUGAAAAUGAGUCAUACGACUAUUUGACUCUCCUGGCAUACAAACCAAAAACAACCUUUUACUACUGGACAUAUGUGAAUAAAGAGCUUCAUAGCUCAUCGGAUUCAUCCCGUAUAAACACAGAUUCUGAUUCUUUUUCACAAAUAGGGUCCUGUCAUCAUCAUUAUUCCACCGCUGGAUGAAGGCCUCCCCACGCUACAAGCAGCCAUGUGGGUUGACUGACCAUACUUAAUUCACGCUGGCCACUGCUGAUUGGUCGAGGGCGGACUCCCACUACGGACUCGGAUAUCACUCGCCCAUUGACGCUCUCCGUAGGCGGGGAAUUAAACUUAUUUGAGCCUCAAAACUAAGGGGAGCUGUUGGCGCAGUGACGGUCUCCCGCGGUGCUGCGUUCGCCAAACGUUGGCAUCGCACGAAUUAAAUUCCCGGGCCACGGCUAACGUCGGCGGCGAGUGAUGUCUGAACCUGCCCUGCCCAUGCCACCCCACCACCAAUAAUCUGCCGGCCGGAAUUUUUUUUUGGUGGCCGCGAAGUGGGGCGUGCUCGCACUAAGCCUGGCGGGCGAGCGUGCGGGCGUGCGUGCGGGCGGGCGGGCGAACGAACGCCGCGAGUAGCCAUAGCUACCGUUUGUGGCAACAGCCUUCACGCCGUGUUUUGCACGGCCCCUCUUAACGACUGCCGCACGUAAAGAGACCCCCCCCCCCCCGCCGCUGCCGCUACGCAGCGAACGGGGCGAGCGAGAGGGGAUGGGGGGACAAGUGAAGGAGCUGCGGGGACGCGACCGGGUGGGAUGGAGUGUAUCCAGGGGAUAACCCCCCCACCACCACCACCAUUUGACCCCCCGCCCGAGUCGGACAUCCAACUUGACCGAUCCUUACCAUCACCAUCACCACCACACAACUCCAACUUGACCCUCGCUGGGGUCAACAUGGACGAGGAACCGCAGGACGGUGGCAACACCACGGCCUCUGCCGAGGUCGGCGGAGAGGGACCAGGGAGCCCCAUGGAGCGAGAGGGGCCCGGGGAUGUGGAGGGGGGCACCCCUACACAGGGGCCGAGUCCAAGCCAUGAACUCACGAUCACCAUCACCAUUGCCCUCGCUCUGCCCAACGCGGAGGGCGCUCAGGGCGAGGCCGCGUCGCUCCGGCCUGGAGCCGCCGGGCGCCGGGGUCGCCCGCGAGGGGAUGGAGCCGCGGGAGUCGGAGCGAGCGAGGCUGCGGGAGCCACCGCCUGCUUCCACUGCGAGCUACUCCUGAUGCCUGGCCGGGUGGAGAAGGCCGACGUGGUGUUCUACGGCUCCGUGGCCAGGGUCUACAGCGGCGGCGACACCAAGGUGGUGCGCGCGUGGUCCGAGGGGCCGCGCUCGUGGGUGGCGUGGACGCAGGAGGCCCGCGUUUCCCCGUCCGGGGAGCAGCUGCUGGCCCUCAUGUCGUCCCGCUUCUCGGCCGGCCGCCUGAGCGUGUGGGAGGGCCGCGAGCGACUCUCGCAGAGGGCCAGGCACGACCGGCCCACGGGCCUGCGCCAGCGCUCCGAGACGGAUCCCAGGCGCUUGGACCGCGUGCAGAAGCUGGUGCGGAGGAUGCUGGCGCAGCUCGAGCCGGCGCGGGCACGCGGGGCCGGGAAGGAGGAGAGGGAGAGGGAGGAGGUGGGGGAGGAGGAGGGCAAGGCGGGGCAAGGGCAGCACGAGAAGGGCACGGCCGAAAUCGGAACCUGUUAUUUAUUGGCAUCACCGAUCGCCCGCCGCUGCUGCCACACAGUUCCUCCAACGCCGCCGCCGCCGCCGCUGCCGCCCGUGCAUGGAGAGGAGCGCGGCCGUGCGGGGAGCGCCACGGGGAGCCCACGGCCCCGACGCGAGGACGCGCGAGCCACCGAGCGGGGGACCCCGCGCCGGGGAGCGGGGGGCGCCCACGCCGCGGAGAGGGGGGCCCCGCGUCAGCCCCUCGGGCUGACCGUGCCCCUGGCGCGGCUCGUAGCCGGUGAGCGCAGGGCGUGUGGGCGCGCGUCCCACCCGCGUGCCGGCCUGCUCGACGCCCUGUGCUGCGUGUCUUGCCGCGAGCCCAUCCUGAGCGAGCAGCAGAGUCUCCAACUCAACCCCAUGAUCGUCCGCAUCGUGUCUGCCAGAGACUUGCCCGCCGCGCCCGUGCCUUUCUCUGUGCUCAAGGAGCGCUGCCUGCCCGCGUACUGCUCCUACCGCUUCGCACCGCUGACCCCGCACCGGAGCGAGGGCCGCGCCCAGGGCCCCCGACUGCGCUUCGACGACGUCAGCGCCGUGCCCCUGGGCCUCCUGGGCCGCGCUCGCGUGGCCCAGCUGCUGCGGGGCCCUCCCCUCCGGGUGGAGCUCCACGACCGCGACCUCCGCCGCGACAGCUCCGACGACCGCCGCGGAGACCCGCCGGGUCGCGCCGACGACGGCGAGACGACGGAGCGGGGGGGCGAGGAUGGGGAGAACGAGCAGGGGGGGGACGAGGGGAGAGACUCCUACGGCGUCGCCCUCGUGGACCUGUCGGACCUCCUGCUGGGCGACCGGCUCGUCGAGUUGAGCGUGCCGAUCGUGGCGCGGCGCGUCCGCCGGGCUCCGGCCGACGGGGAGGACGAGGAGGACGUCGCGGUCGGCGGAGCGGAGCGCGUGGCCGCCGGGGGGUACGCGGAGUCGGGCGCGAGCCUCAAGGUGCGGGUCGAGGUUCGGCACGCCCUGGACGAGUGGCUCGGGGAGGACGGCGGCGAGGGCGGCGACGGCGGCCCCGCCGCGGCGAAUGGGGGUCCCUUCGGCCGGGUCGUGUUUCGCUUCUCGUGCCGUGACGACGACGACGACGACGGCGACAGUGGCGGAGUCGUCGCCCUGCGACUGCGCGAGCUCGAGGAGGAGAUGCUGAUGAGGAACGCCGAGGCGCUGCGGCUCGACGAGCAUCCCAUGCACGUGAUCGAGAGGGCGCUGUCGGCCUACUCGCUCUCGGAGGAGCAGCAGAGGGACCCGAAUCUGGAUCUGCUCACGGGGUUCCACGUGUACGACGGGGAGCACCACCUGCUCGCCCUGGAGGGGCCCAGGGACGGGGCCGUGCGGCGUCUCUGUGAGGAGUUCGCUCCGAGCUCGAGUCCGGGCCGCGUGGCGGUGCUGUUCGACUCGAGCGCGGGGUUCGCCGUGCGGGCCUUCGCCGCGCUGGGCGCCCACGUGCGCACCCUACGCCUGCGGGCGCCGCUGAGCCGGACGCUGCGCGACCCCGGACUGGCGCUGCUCCCGCUCGCCGGAGCACGCGGCGCCGCCCUCGCCGUGCGCGCCAUGCAGAGUUGA
Messenger RNA from Petromyzon marinus (sea lamprey), 3370 nucleotides. The record is from RefSeq and is a predicted model, not a curated record. Lineage: Eukaryota; Metazoa; Chordata; Hyperoartia; Petromyzontiformes; Petromyzontidae.